CAGACCAAAAUUUUAAAUUCUUUCCUCCCUCUGCCCCACCACCAUUCAUCAAAUCUGCUCUUCGGCGAAAGCCUUUCUCUCUCUGUCUCUUUCUCUCUCACUCACUAACGACCAAGAUUGCUGCGAUGGUGUCAAGGAAGAAGAGAACACCGGUGAAAUCCAUUAAGGACUGCCGCAAUGGCCGCAGUCGCCGGCAAAAAUCUCCAGUCAAACAUGUAGUUACCGCCUCCUCCGUGCUAGCCUCCAUCCAUCGUCGCCUCUCAAAGUUUUUCUCUAGAUUCGCGCGAAUCGGCACUCCCAAUAGUCACAAGGGAUACAAAAUUUUAAAGAAAAUGCGUUCUGAAGGACAGCAUUGCGAAGAAUCCUUGAACGACAUUCGCAGGACCCUUGUCUUCAACAACCCUCUUCCGCCCCUGAUUUCCACCGAUAAGAGAACCAUCUUUCUUGACCUCGAUGAGACCCUCGUCCACUCCAAGACGGACCCACCGCCGGAGAGGUUCGAUUUCGUCGUGCAGCCGAGGAUCGACGGUGUGGCUAUGAAUUUCUACGUGUUGAAGCGUCCUGGAGUCGAUGAAUUCUUGGAAUAUUUGGCCGCGAAGUUCGAGGUGGUGGUGUUCACCGCUGCCUUGAAAGAGUACGCAUCCGUGGUGCUGGACCGGCUUGACCGGAACGGCUUGAUUUCCCAUCGGCUUUAUCGGGACUCGUGCAAGCAAGUGGAAGGGAAGUUCGUGAAGGACUUGUCAGAGAUGGGGAGGGAUUUGAAACGGGCGGUUAUUGUUGACGACAACCCGAAUUCUUAUGAGAAGCAACCCGAUAAUGCGAUUCCGAUCCCGCCAUUCAUCGACGAUCUUCGUGACCAAGAGCUCCGAAAGCUGAUGAGGUUUUUCAGGGCAUCUGAUUACUUUGAUGAUAUGAGGACUGCCGUGAAAUACUACCUUGCCGAGGAAGAAUGUGCUCUGGAGUACUGAAAGAACUUCAAAUUGUUUGUGUUUUUAGAAUUCUUGCUUAUGCUGUAUCGAGAAAAAAGAGAGAAUUCUUUUAUUCUUUGCUCAAGGUUGAAGAGUUGAACAGUGAGAUGUUCAAUGUGGAAAUGAAACAAGUAGGGAUCGAUGUUGUAUUACUAAAUUCAUUUAUUCAAUAUUAGGUGCUAAUUUAGUUGAA
Messenger RNA from Prosopis cineraria, 1161 nucleotides. RefSeq lists its product as uncharacterized. The transcript has a single exon. Lineage: Eukaryota; Viridiplantae; Streptophyta; Magnoliopsida; Fabales; Fabaceae. Bases 126 to 968 code for a protein of 280 amino acids. The record is from RefSeq and is a predicted model, not a curated record. Gene Ontology annotation, molecular function: phosphoprotein phosphatase activity.